This is a messenger RNA of Chaetura pelagica (chimney swift), 744 nucleotides long. RefSeq names its product transmembrane protein 233 (gene TMEM233). Gene Ontology annotation, cellular component: membrane. The record is from RefSeq and is a predicted model, not a curated record. The transcript is spliced from 4 exons. Lineage: Eukaryota; Metazoa; Chordata; Aves; Apodiformes; Apodidae. The coding region runs from base 1 to 744 and encodes 247 amino acids.
AUGUCCGCGCUCCCCGCCGCUGCCGACAUCAAGAGGGCUCUGGAGAACAGCCCCGAGACCAACAUCGAAGAUGAGUUGCCCGACGGGCCGUCGCAGCCGCGGCCCAAGAACUACCUGCUCCUCAGCAUCCUCGCUUGCUUCUGUCCCGCCUAUCCCGUCAAUAUCGUAGCCUUCGUCUUUGCUGUCAUGGCUUUAAACAGUUAUAAUCAAGGAGAUAUAGAAGGAUCAAAAAGACUGGGUCGCAAUGCGCUCUGGGUGGCUGUGGCAUCGAUUAUCAUUGGCCUUGUCAUCAUUGGAGUCUAUUGUGUAGUUCAUUUCACAACGGGGGCAAAGAGCCUGGCGCCACAGCCCUGCUGGAGCGAGGCCCGGCAGGAGCCCCGGCCGGUUAUCGAGUGCUCGGUGCCGGAACCUUCGCGCCGGGCUCCGGUUGUCCCGGGGCGGCAGUGCGGGUGCGCGGCCGGACGGAAGCGGAAGCCCUGGGAGGUGGGGAGCGGCGGGCUCGGCAGGCGAGAGGUGGGUUCCCUUGUGCGGGCAGGGCAGGGGGAGCCCCGGGGCAGUGGGGAGAAGCGGGGCCGGGGGCUGGCGUUUGCUACGGAGAUGGUUCCUAUGGCGACGAAAGGGCCGCGUGGGGCGCUGGGGCCGCUGGGCUGCAAGGCCCGGGUUUGCCCCCCGCACGGGGACCCGGUUGCCAUCUGUGCAGUGCCCGUAACGAGCUUACAGGGAACAGCAGUGUCCUGCCCUUAA